UCUCCGCAAACGAUACCACAAGAAACGGUGAGAUAGUAACUUUGAGUCACUACCCCACCAACUUUGGAGUUCGUCACGUGCUUCACACGGGAAUUGCCGCGGAGUAGCCGACGAGCUCCGAAUUCAGCUGGAAAUCCAGUGUUUUGUUUUCGACCGCCAUGUUGCAGCUUGCACGAACUCGGGCACCCGCACUCAUUCGUCGCGUACCGCGUCAGGCGUGCGCGUUCCCGCCUCUGCGCGGGUACGCCUCAGCCGCGGACCCAUAUGAUGUCGUGGUCAUUGGCGGAGGCCCGGGAGGCUACGUCGCAGCCAUCAAGUCUGCACAGCUGGGGCUGAAGACGGCCUGUAUCGAGAAGCGCGGCGCGCUUGGCGGCACCUGCCUGAACGUCGGCUGCAUCCCCUCAAAAUCCCUCCUCAACAACUCGCACAUGUACCACCAGGCGCAGCACGACAUGGAGCGCCGCGGGAUCGACAUCCAGGGCGUCAGCCUCAACCUCGGCAACCUGAUGAAGGCGAAGGACGCGAGCGUCACCGGCCUCACGAAGGGCAUCGAGUUCCUCUUCAAGCAGAACGGCGUCGAGUACAUCAAGGGCGCCGGCUCCUUCGUCUCCCCCACGCAGAUCAAGGUCGCGCUGAACGAGGGCGGCGAGACCGAGGUCGGCGCGAAGAACGUCAUCAUCGCGACGGGCUCGGAGGUCGCGCCCUUCCCGGGCGGCUCGAUCACGAUUGACGAGGAGCAGAUCGUGAGCUCGACGGGCGCGCUUGCGCUGAAGGAGGUCCCCCAGAAGAUGGUUGUCAUCGGCGGCGGUGUCAUUGGGCUUGAGCUCGGCAGUGUCUGGAGCCGGCUCGGCGCGGAGGUCACUGUCGUCGAGUUCCUCGGCGGUAUUGGCGGCGCGGGCAUCGACGAGGAGGUUGCCAAGCAGUUCCAGCGCCUGCUCGCAAAGCAGGGCUUGAAGUUCAAGCUGAACACGAAGGUGACAUCCGCGGAGAAGAAGGAUGGCAAGGUGGUCCUCGCCAUCGAGGGCGCGAAGGACGGCAAGUCAGAUUCGCUCGACGCCGAUGUCGUCCUCGUUGCUGUCGGUCGCCGACCAUACACCCAGGGUCUCAACUUGGAGGCUAUCGGUCUUGAGACCGACAACAAGGGCCGCAUCGUCAUCGACUCGCAAUUCAACACCUCCGUCCCCAACAUCAAGUGCAUCGGCGACGUCACCUUCGGCCCCAUGCUCGCGCACAAGGCCGAGGAGGAGGGCAUCGCCGCCGUCGAGUACAUCAAGGCCGGCCACGGCCACGUCGACUACGCCGCGAUUCCCGCCGUCGUGUACACGCACCCCGAGGUCGCGUGGGUCGGCAAGACGGAGCAGGACCUGAAGGCGGAGGGCGUGAAGUAUUCGGUCGGCAAGUUCAACUACACGGCGAACUCGCGCGCGAAGACGAACCUGGACACGGACGGGUUCGUGAAGAUCCUGACGGAGAAGGAGACGGACCGCAUCCUGGGCGUGCACAUCAUCGGCCCGAACGCGGGCGAGCAGAUCGCGGAGGGUGUGCUCGCGAUGGAGUAUGGCGCGAGCUCGGAGGAUGUGGCGAGGACAUGCCAUGCGCACCCGACGCUCAGCGAGGCCUUCAAGGAGGCCUGCAUGGCGGCCCACGCCAAGGCGAUCCACCAGUAAUGGGUUACUUCGGUACGACUGCGCCCCCUUACACUAGCAGUAAUGUCACUUUUUGUAUCUAGAGUAUCGUACGCAUGAGCUGCAUGGCCGCACUAGUUGUCAAGCUGGUCGAGUGCAUCAAUGGGCGCCUUGCUGUCGCGCCUGACCACGGU
Schizophyllum commune H4-8 is the source of this 1819-nucleotide messenger RNA. RefSeq names its product dihydrolipoyl dehydrogenase. Gene Ontology annotation, molecular function: flavin adenine dinucleotide binding; dihydrolipoyl dehydrogenase (NADH) activity. Gene Ontology annotation, cellular component: oxoglutarate dehydrogenase complex; mitochondrion. The transcript is spliced from 8 exons. Bases 159 to 1667 code for a protein of 502 amino acids. The record is from RefSeq and is a predicted model, not a curated record. Lineage: Eukaryota; Fungi; Basidiomycota; Agaricomycetes; Agaricales; Schizophyllaceae.